This is a messenger RNA of Pyrgilauda ruficollis (rufous-necked snowfinch), 9337 nucleotides long. It is a transcript of the gene ELK4, whose product is annotated as ETS transcription factor ELK4. Bases 212 to 1564 code for a protein of 450 amino acids. Gene Ontology annotation, molecular function: DNA-binding transcription factor activity, RNA polymerase II-specific; sequence-specific DNA binding. Gene Ontology annotation, biological process: cell differentiation; regulation of transcription by RNA polymerase II. Gene Ontology annotation, cellular component: nucleus. NCBI's taxonomy places the organism in Eukaryota, Metazoa, Chordata, Aves, Passeriformes, Passeridae. The record is from RefSeq and is a predicted model, not a curated record. The transcript is spliced from 6 exons.
CGGCGCUACGGCGGCCGCCGAGGGUCCCCCGAGCGCGCGCCCCCGGCCGUGUCGAAGGCGGCCGCCCCGCGCUGCCCGCCCGGCUCCGCCCGCCCGCCCGGGAUGCGGCCCCGGCGGCCGGGCCGGGCAUGAGGGACGGCGGGGGGGCCGCGCCCAGCACCGGCACCCGACGGCACCCGGGCACCGGCGGGGCUCCUCCUCGCUCUCUGCUAUGGACAGUGCCAUCACCCUGUGGCAGUUCCUCCUCCAGCUGCUCCAAGAGCCCCAGAACAAGAACAUCAUCUGCUGGACCUCCAACGACGGGGAAUUCAAGCUGCUGCAGGCAGAGGAGGUGGCCAGGCUCUGGGGGAUCCGCAAGAACAAGCCCAGCAUGAACUAUGAUAAACUCAGCCGGGCGCUGCGCUACUACUACGUGAAGAAUAUCAUUAAGAAGGUGAACGGGAAGAAGUUCGUGUACAAAUUCGUGUCGUACCCAGAGAUCCUGAACAUGGAUCCCCUCGUGGUGGGCCGGAUCGAGGGGGACCCCGAAAUGCCCGGCUUUGGGGAGGUCACCAGCACCCCCAAGGACGUGGAAAACUGUGGCAAGGAGAAAUCCCAGUCCUGUGCUAAGUCCUCCAGCCGUAAUGACUACAUCCACUCAGGCCUGUACUCCUCCUUCACCCUCAACUCCCUCAACUCCUCCAGCGUGAAGCUCUUCAGGUCCAUCAAGAUUGAGAACCCUGCCGAGAAGCUGACGGAGAAGAAACCUCAGGACCCCACCCCUUCUGUCAUCAAGUUUGUCACCAUGCCCUCCAAAAAGCCUCCCUCUGCCCCUCUGGUCUCCACCACUUCAGCAGUGGCUGUCACCUCCACGGCUCCUGCCACCCCCGCCGUGUCCUCCUCGCUUCCCCUGGGCUCUGAGGAGACUCUGCAGACCCUGGAGACGCUGGUCCUGCCCAAGCUGAGCGUCCCUGAAGCUCCUCCAGCACCUUUGCCAAACCUGAGCGCCAGCUUCACCCCGACUCCCCCCAUCUCCUCAGUUUCCCCCACCCUGCAGGUGCCCUCCACGCCCCCCUCGCCGCCCCUGAGCUCCAACCCCGACCUGGACAUUGACACGGACAUCGAAUCUGUGGCUUCCCAGCAGCUGGAGCAGGCCCAGAGCCUCCAGCACCAAUCCCCAGAGCCCAAAGAGCAGCAGGAUUCAGCUGGGCUGGAGAAGGAAUUUGCAAAUCACCUCUCCAGAUCGAAAAAACCCAAAGGGCUGGAGCUGGCUCCCACUCUGGUCAUCACAGGCAGUGAUCCCAGUCCUCUGGGCAUCCUGAGUCCUUCUCUGCCAACUGCUUCUCUUACUCCAGCACUUUUCUCUCAGACUCCCAUCCUGCUGACCCCCAGCCCUCUGCUCUCCAGCAUCCACUUCUGGAGCACGCUGAGCCCCGUGGCUCCUCUCAGCCCUGCCCGCCUGCAAGGUGCUAACACCCUCUUCCAGUUUCCAUCCGUGCUGAACAGUCAUGGCCCAUUUACACUCUCUGGACUGGAUGGACCCUCCACCCCUGGGCCCUUUUCCCCGGAUCUGCAGAAGACAUAGCACAUGGAAUUCCUGCAGAAGGACACAGUGGGCAAGGCAGAGAUGGGACACUUCCCUUCAACCACCUUUUUUUAAAACAAGCAGUUUGUAAUUCCACAGAGAUUCUCAACAGUUGGAGUUGUUGCCAUUCCUGAAUCAAAAAAAAAAAAAAAAAAAAAAGCCUUUUUUUGUGCAAAAAUUCCCCCUUUUUUUGGAAGAACCCAGGUUGGGAAUGUAUAUGCAAACGCCUUAAUAGGAGCUGCAGCUCCAGUCUCUUCUCCUCCUCUGUUUGGAAGGUUUUUUCCCCAUGUCCAAAAGGAAUUUUGGGUGGUGUUGCAGCAACUGAGUCUGCACUGACUGCAGCAAACAGCACCAGAGGAGGCUUUUCUCUGUGACUCUUGGAAAAAACAGACAAACAAAACUCUGUUCUUCUGCUUCCUGUGCUCAGCAAGGAGAACCCUGAAUCCUGAUGGAAGCUGGCAUUCCAGGAAAAACUUGGGAAUGGGGUGUGUGCUGCCAGCUGUGCCCUGGGGCACCACAACUUGUGCAGCAACAAAAGCACUGGGGCUUUUCUGCUGCCCUUGUGUCAUUUUUUUUUUCUUUUUGUUUUGUUUUUUGCAGGGAGAAAUUUUUUUUUCAAGGAUUUAUUCCAAGUUUAUGUCCAGGACACUUCUGUGGAGCCCCUGGGAGAAGAGGUGGGGCUGGAUUUGGGAUGCUUCCCUUCCCAGGAAUGGUUGGGAUGAGCUCCUUUCACUUCUCACAGAGUUUGAAUGCUGGAGUCCAAACAUUUCUUGUGCCACAGCCUGGGAGCUCCCUGCUGGAUCAGCAGGAUGGGAGGAUUUUCCCUGCAGUUUUGGGGGAUUUCCCCUGGGUUUUGGGGGGAUUUCCCCUGGGUUUUUGGGGGGAUUUUCCCUGGGUUUUUGGGGGGAUUUUCCCUGGGUUUUUACCAGGGAAGUUGCUGCCUGACCUGCAAUUCCAGAGCCCAGCAGUGUGAGUGAGAACAGCAACAUCCCAGCAGUAGUGUUGCUCUUCUUUCCCCACAGUUCUGGAAAAGCUUCCUGCUUUUCCCCACGUGGAAAAGCUCCUCUUUUGCCAGCUCUUAUCCCAAGUUCUGCAGUGGAGCUGUUGAUUUUGGGUUUUUUUUUUGGAGGGAGCACUGACCCCAAACCAGGUUGAGGGAUUCCAUGGGGUUUAAGCUCGUGGUAAAUCUGCUUUCACCUCCUUGGUGUCCUGGAUUAAUGAUGCAGGAUUGUUUCCCAGAGCCAUUGGAGGUGAGAUGGAAUUUCUAGGUGGAUUUUUACACCUCAGGAGGCCUUUUAAGAAAACUGAGGGGUGAAAAAAUGAGAGCUGCUCCUCUCUCAGCCCCUCAGCCUGGGAGUGUUGGGCUGUGGGUCUGUGUCCUUCCAAUGUGGGGCAUCUGAUGUCAGGCAGCAACUUCUGGCUUUGAGUUGGGCGUGUCAGAGGAUCUUCCCCAUCAAAUAUUCCCAGAAAACAGAUGGAGACAUCUCUUUCCUUCACCAUCCUCUGAGCUGCCACGAGCAGAGGAAGAUUUUCUCCUCUCCAGCACGAGGAGCUGACAGAGUUUGCUGUAAAUACUGCACCUAUUCCAUGGAUAAGUGGUGAACUCAAACUUUUCCAGAGGUUUUUUUUUUUCUUUCCUUCUGCCACUUUUGCAGGCUUGGAAUUCCCUUUAAAGCCACAACACCCAGGACUUUUCUUUUCCUGCAGUGAUGUUCCCUUUCUAUCUCCUGACAUUGAGAUACAGAAAAACCACUUUGGUGUGUUCCUGACGUGACACCUGGGACAGGUGGGUGGAACAGAGUCGCUUUUUUUGGGCAUUGUUCACCUGCCCAGGGGAAAAGUGGGAGAAAAAAAUACUCCUUUUUCAGGUGGAGAAGCAGGGAGUGAGCUCAUGGAGUGACCUGUCUUCCUGUUGGCUCCUGUCAGAGGCAAAAAAUGCUUCACAUUUAGACAUCAGCAGAUGCAGGAGGAAAUUCCUGCGCCAGCAGCUCUUAAAAUGUGCAAUAUUGACCUUUUUUUUUAAUUUUAUUUUUAUUUUUGAAACGCAGAAGCGAAGCUGCAGGUGAUCAUGAAGAGCAGGCAUCUGGAAUUUUUUUUUUUGGUUUGCAUGUUUGGAGCCUGCUCUGGGAAAUUUCUAGAGUUUGUAUAAAUAGCAGCACUUUGGUUGGUUCAGGUUGGCCAAUUUUAUGCCUACCAAAUACUUGGACUUUUGACAUUUGCAGGCUGGGAUUCGAAUUGAAAAUUCAUGAAUGAGCACUAAAAACUUGCAAUUUAAUUGCUUCCCUUCCCCCUUGUUCCCCUGUGGAGAAAAGCCAAGUUUAGCUGUUGAAAAUUUGUGCACUUAAUUCUUUGUGAGCUUUUAUGGCUUUGGGCAGAGGGUCAAGCCCAAAAAAUGUUAUUUGUGGGCUCCUGCUCCUCUCCAAGAAGCUUCCCAAAAUUGCUGUGCCACAGAGAUCCAGCUUUUCCUGUGGAAAUGCAGCCUGGAUGGGAAAGUUUCCACCAGGUAAAACACGAAAAAAUAAAAAUGAGGCAGGAAAAAAAAUCAAUGUGGACAGGAUGAGAAGCUCAGGAAGCGGCUGGGAAAGCUGAUGGGAAAGGGAGAGGAGGUGGGAGAGGAGCAGCUUUUGCUGCCUUUUCUCCACUGCAAUUUUCAGGUCACUGAAGGGAAUAUUUCCCUGUUCAUGUGCUGCCUCUUCAGGCCCAUGCACUGACAGGGAGCUGCCAGCUUUUCCUGGGUCACAUUCCUGACAGAGCCUCCCUGGGGGCUCAGCUCUGUCAGCUGCUGGUUCUUUAGGUCACUUCAGGAGCAGUUUGUGCAGCUCCUCACAACUUGUUUUUAAUUUAGCCUAAGGCAGGUGGGGUUAGAGUAGAUUCUGGUUUAGUUCUGUACCGUGGUGAUUUAAAAAAAAAAAAAAAAAAGGAAAAAAAAUUUAAAAUGCAGCAUUACAGAAGCUUUUUUUUUUCUUAGGUUCCUGUUGCUGGAGUAGCUUUGGUUUUGUGGAAUGCUUGGUAAUUUUUGCAUCAGUUUGUUCCUGGCUGGCUUGGGUUUUGUGGAAGGUCAAAGCAUUUUGGUAGAACAAAAGAGUUUGGUGGAAGACAGACAAGAACCCAGCAUCCUCCCCAGCCUCUGGAGGUGGGAAUAAACCCCUACUGUUGGUCACACCUUCCAUGAAACCCAAAAAUUCUAAUUCUCUAGGAUUUAGGGAAUCCUGGAAGCAGAACUCGUGUCUUGCUUCUGGAAAUCUUUUUAUUUUUUUGGUUUAUUUUUCCAUGGGGAGCUGCUGCUGCUGCCUGGCUCUCUUUGGGAUCCUGGAUUUUCAGAGUUCCUGGCAGGAGCAGCUCAUGGAGGCAGAAAAAUGGCCCAUGGUUAUAGAGACCUUGGUGUUCUGUCUUUCCUGGUAAAAAGAGGGUGAUGGAGGAAUUUUGGGUUUUUUUUAGCAGCAGCUUUAGGUUUAGAGCUUUCUUUCAGAUCUGUCCUCAGCAGGGGAUGCAAUUCCUGUGCCCAGAUUUUGGCACAUUCAAGCUCUGUUUUGCAAUAGGAAGGGAUAAAUAGGAAGGGAUAGAGUCCCUGGAGUUGGACAAUUCCUUGUUUUCACUUGGAGCAUCCCCAGGCUUCACACCCAUGGAAUCUUUGGGGUGAUGGAGUGCUGUGUGAGAGCAGAAGGGCUUUGGUUGGGAUCAUUUCCCCCUCUGAUGCAUUUUCAGACCUCAGCUAUCUCACAAAUGGAACACUUUGGGUUUUUGAUGCUGAUUCUGAGGGCAGUGAAGCUGCUGAGGUGCAGAUCUCCCUUCUCCAGCUUCCCCCAGCCCAGGGAGCUGCAUCCCUGGGGAUUCCUGUGGGUUCCAGCUGGGCUGGCUGGGAGUGAAGGGCUCUGCUCCCCUCCUGGAGCUUUUCCUCCCACUGAGAUCAGCUCUGCCCCUCUCUUGUGGGUUCAUUCCUUUAUUUACCUUGUUUUGCUCCUGUUUUCUGGCAGUUUUUGAUGUGCUGUGCAGUUGAACCUCUCCCAUUUUUAAGGCAGAUUUGUUUCCAGUCCAUCUCAGUGUCAGCUCUGGAAAUCAACCUCAGCAGAGGGUCAGGGAACGUUAAAAUCCACAGGAACUUAGAAACUUUUGAGUUGUGGGUGACUGUUUUGGUUUGUUUCCUUCCUCAGGUCUGUGAGGAAUAGAAUCUGGAUCUGGAAGAGUAGAAAUGGGGGGGAAAAAAAGAAAAUAAGAGACCUUUUGGCCUCUGAGCUGGUGGGAUGGGGUGGUUUUGUCUUCAAAAUCAGAGUGGGGUGUUGCAAGCAGCCCCUGAGAGGAGCUCAAAAUUCUUGAAUAUUCACUCAGGAGCUCUCCAGGGUGUUUGAUGAGGGUGGUGCUGCCUAAACAGAGGUUUGUGGGUUGAUUUGGAGUUAAUUAAGCAGCAAUUAGCAGUGGUUGUUGAGUGUGAGCAGAUCCAGGGGAGUGGGACAGGUUGGAGCUGCUGGAAUCAGAGCUGGCAGAGGAGGAUUUUGGGAUCAAAUGCAAUUGAUCCCAAAAGUUUUAUGUCCCUUUGCCUUGGGGAAUGCUUAUUCCCCUCUGGUUUUAGAGCUGAGAAGUUGAUUUGGAAUAAUAAAGCUGGAAAAAAAUUAAAAAGGGAGAAAAAUCUAGGGAGACACAGCAGUUGUGUGCGAGAUCUGGAAUUCAUCUGGGGGUGAAUCCUUCUCCAGCAGGAAUUCUGGGAGGCCAGAAUCCUGGGAAUCAGCACACAUCCAGCAGCAGCUGCUCCAGCUUCCCUGGGCUGGGCAGGUUUUUUGUGUCUUGGGGGGAUUUAAAUCAAUUUCAAUCAAUUUUUAGUUCCCCCAUCCAGCUGUGUGCGUUGUCCUGUGCAUUCCUGGAGUGCACAUCUGGUUUGGGAAGGUGGUUUUGGCAGCUGCUCCAACUUCGCUGGGCUGGGCAGGUUUUUUGUGUCUUGGAGGGAUUUAAAUCAAUUUAAUUCAAUUUUUAGACACUCCAGCACCCCCAUUCCCAUCCAGCUGUGUGCCUGUGUUGUCCCCCUGUUCAUUCCUGAGGCUUUUUUGGGGCACAGAAUUCACUGGGAGUGACUGGGGAAUGGAGAGGUGGCUCUGGACAGAGAGAAAUCCUUGGGAAUGGAACCAAAUCUUCCUGCAGAGCCUGAUUUUAGUCAGGAGGACAAAACAGAGGAGCCACAAGGGCAGUGCUGCCCAUUCCUGUCGGGAUUCCCUGAAUGGCUUGGGGCAGAAAGGUGAAAUUUUGGGUUUGGUGUCAGUAAAUCCCGGACUGAGGGAUUUUAUUCCUGCCUUUGUGCCAGGAACAAGCAGGAAUCAGGAGAAUGUGUUCCCUGCAGGUUGUUUUUCUGUCUGACCACAGGUGGGCAAGGCCCUGUUUCUCCCUGGAUAUUCCAACAUUUCCCUGUUGGAACAACAAAAUAUCUGCUUCCUAUAAAUUAUUUUGGAACAAAACCACUCUAAAAACUGGCAAAAAAUGAAUUUUGUUUCCACCUCCCAAAGAAAGCAGCAGAUUUUGCUUGUGGAGCUCUUCCAGGCCCUGAUGAGAAGCACACUCAGAGCUGAAAAAUUGUAUUUUUUUUUUAGAUUCCUCAGUGUUUAAGUCUGCCUGGAGCACACGUGGGUCAUGCCUGGCAGGAUGUGUUCCCAAAAAUCCAUAUAAAUAUCCCCAUCCUCCCUCUGAGCAGAUUCUGCACUCUGCAGUGGCCACUUUGAAAUACUUUGCACUCCCUUGGGAGGUUUUUUUGGGGUUUUUUCUUCUCUUUUAGCACUCAAAUCAAUCCUGCCCCAGCGUGCACUCGUGAGUUGCCAAAGGUUUAUUUUUGACAUUGUUGGUUGCCACAUCUCCUGUAAAAAAAAAAAUGUCUUAAAUGUGUUUUUGAGUAGUUUUGUGUGCAUGGAACAAAAGUUUGGGCUUGAUUUCAAAGAUUUCUCUGCUGAGCUUGUGUUGGAGGAGGUUUUCAUCUCAAAGCAGGGGUGGAACAGGAGAAUCCUGAGCCUUUGGAAAUCAGGGAUCUGAGUGAGGAGAGGCUGCAGCUGAUCCCAGCCCCGUUUCAGCAGUGCUGUACCAAUAACUGGAAGCUGUUGUUGUUUAUUUUGAUUUUUUCCCUUUCCUUUAGGGUGAUUUUUCUGUGUUUUUUGGAACACAGGAAGGCUCUGAGGGUGGCCUGUGCAUGGAUCCUGGAGUGUGCUGUGUGCUGGGGUGGGGGGCUCCAAUUUUCCAAUCCCUGGCUUUGCUCUCAGCUCCCUGGGAUGAGUUUUGGGGCUGUAUUUUUAUUUUUCCCUAGCAUGUCCUAACCCCUCCAAGCUUUGAAACCGCUUCCUAGAAUUGUGUUGACUUUUUAUUUUUCUGUUGUUAUUGUGCUGUUGUUCAGUUGCACAGAGUUUUGUUUUUUUUUUUCUGUAUAAAAUAUACUUUUGAAACGUUUCAUUCUCUGUGAACAGGGUUGAGAUUUAUUCUUUGUAGCUUUGAAAAAGAUCCUGAAAUUCCCUUUUCCAACCUGUUUUGUAGCCUGUUGCAGUGUUACCAGAUGGCCUUAUGUACGUCACAGUGCUUUGUGAUGGGUACAGUAGCACAUUUAAUGCUUCUUCCCCUCUGUUUUUAGAGCUGAGAAGUUGAUUUGGAAUAAUAAAGCUGGGAAAAAGAAAAAAAAAAAAAAAAAAAAAAAAAGGGAAAAAUUCCAGGGAAACACAGUGGUCAUGUCCCCUACAGGAGAUCAGGGCAGCUGGAAUUCAUCAUCCUUCUCCAGCAGGAAUUCUGGGAGGCCAGAAUCCUGGGAAUCAGCACACAUCCAGCAGCAGCUGCUCCAGCUUCCCUGGGCUGGGCAGGUUUUUUUUGUGUCUUGGAGGCAUUUAAAUCAAUUUAAUCAAUUUUUAGCCACUCCAGCACCCCCACCCAGCGCUGUGUGUUGUCCUGUUCAUUCCUGGAGUGCACAUCUGGUUUGGGAAGGUGAUUUUGGGGUGGUUCCUUGCUGGAAUUUUCAGGCUGAGCUGGAUUCUUGGCAGUUUUUUGGGAGCUGGGAGCAGAUCCCUCCCUCUGGAAUUCUGGGCUGGAGUUUUGCCUUUCCCAGUUUUACCUGGCUGGGAUUUUCAGAACAAUCAGUGGGGGAAACUCCCCUGAAAGCAGCAGAAAGGGGGAACAUUUCCAGUGGCUCUUUCCAGAACAGAGUUGCAUUUUUCUUUUCUCUAUAAAUAUAUAUAAAUAUAUAUAUAUAUUACAAAUUCAAGAGGCAAAGUUAUGUUGUAGUGAGUGUCUGAAACUUCCUGCACUGGAGACUUUUCUGGACAAGACAACUGUAAAAGUCACCCCUUGUUCCAGCCAGGUGACCCUGCCUGGGACAGAAUUGCUUCUCAGUCUAACUUUUUAUUUUUAAAUACCUUAUUAGAGUAUCUUAAUGCCAUUGUGUUUAAAAAAAAAUGCUGGUAUGUAAUGCAAGUACAUAAAUAGCCAAAGUUUUCAGUAAUUGUUCAGUGUUACUAAAUUUUGCUUUUAUUUAACCUUCUGAGAUAACAUUUAGGAAGACCUUCAGCGUGGAAAUCAUCCUGAAAAUUCAGAGUAUGAGCAACUGGAUUAGGGCAGGGAUGGAGUUGUUUGAGCACAUUUCAGGUUUGAAUACAAUCAGGAGGCAAAGCUUUUAAGAUGCAAAACUUUCUUUGCACUGUCCUGACACUUCAAAGUGACAAAUGCUGCUUUGGCAGUGGCUCUUUGGGAAUUGUUAUUCAAACAUCAUGAAGGUCUUUCCUGAGAAAUCAGGUGACUUUUUUCUAUUGCUUCGAUUUAUAAAAA